AUGCGCCGCCGCGGCCGCGGCGCCACAGUGAUCCCCUGGGCUGCUGCGGCCCUUUUUUCGCGCGCCCGCGCCUCCGCGGCGGCGCCGCCUGGCCAGUCGGAUCAGCUGGGCAGCCCCAGCGCGUUGGACCAGUCCGAUGCGCCGGAGCAGCCAGACCUGCGGGGCCGGCCCGAUCCGCUGGGCCAGCCCGACCUGCUGCACCGGCCCGACGUGCUGGACCGGUCCGAUCCGCUGGGCAGGUCCGACCCGCCAGGCGAGUCCCAGCCGCCGGGCCUGGCCGACGUGCUGCGGGCCCUGGACCGCGCGCAGCGCGCGGAGCGCGAGCAGCAGGCCGCCGCCCUGCGCCUCAGGCGGCAGGCCCGCGAGCAGCGGGAGCUCAUCCUGCGCUUCAGGCGGCAGGUUGAGCGCCUCCGCGCUGGGAGUGCCGCGGAGCCCGCGGCGGCGGCGGCGCAGAGGCGCGCGGACGCCGCGCCGCCGCCGGUCGAGCGGACGGAGGACCAUGGUAUCUGUGCAGACACCGACGACGGAGCUGCAGAUAAUUCUGGUGCUGGUUGUGUAAACUAUACGAAUUCCUCACUCUGGUGUUCUAGCUACGACGAUUCUGACUUUACAUCUUUGGACAUGUGCUGUGCAUGUGGCGGGGGAGGGAGCAAGACUGGAAGCAACGCCACAUCCCUGCCACCGACACCCUCGCCGGUGCACAUGUGGGCAGCUGUCAGCGGUGAGUGCACGUUGGGCGGCUCUUGCGUCGAAAGUCCGAACUACCCACAGAAUUACGGCGUGAACCAGGAGUGCACUGUGGAGAUCGAUUUUGGGUCAGCGGCACCUAUCCACGUGGAGAGCUUCAAUACGGAGUCCGGCUGCGGAUUUCGAUUACCUCACCGUCAACGGAGUAGAGUAUUCUGGAAGUGCUGGUCCAAGUGGCAUCACACCAUCAACGAGCUUAGGUUGGACCUCCGACUCCUAUGCAACCCAGAGUGGCUGGAGGUUGUGCGCAGGCUCUCCACCGUCGACGCCUGCGCCACCGACGCCUGCGCCACCGACGCAUGCGCCAAUGCCAAUCGCUCCACCGACACCUCCGCCACCGACGCCUGCCCCACCACCGACAGCAGUCUCACCAGCACCCGCGCCACCAGUACCCGCACUGGUGCACAUGUGGGCAGCAGUCAGCGGCGCGUGCGCGAGAGACGGCUCUUGCGUGGAGAGCCCCAACUACCCGCAGGAUUACGGCGUGGAUCAGGAGUGCACCGUGGAGAUCGAUUUGGGAUCAGCGGCACCUAUCCUCGUGGAGAGCUUCAAUACGGAGUCGUUUUUCGACUACCUCAUUGUCAACGGAGUGGAGUAUUCUGGAGGCAUCGGUCCCAGCGGCAUCACACCAUCAACGAGUAUUGUUUGGUCUUCUGA
Molecule: messenger RNA, 1404 nt
Organism: Prorocentrum cordatum
Lineage: Eukaryota; Dinophyceae; Prorocentrales; Prorocentraceae
Source: the annotation of a GenBank genome assembly